This is a messenger RNA of Uloborus diversus, 1649 nucleotides long. Its product is annotated as clotting factor G beta subunit-like. The record is from RefSeq and is a predicted model, not a curated record. Gene Ontology annotation, molecular function: serine-type endopeptidase activity. Gene Ontology annotation, biological process: proteolysis. The coding region runs from base 232 to 1503 and encodes 423 amino acids. NCBI's taxonomy places the organism in Eukaryota, Metazoa, Arthropoda, Arachnida, Araneae, Uloboridae. The transcript has 9 exons.
UUGCACGAGGCUCGCUAAUAGAGAAACCGGAUUCCCCGUGGACAAUGUUGCAUGGACAGUUUACGCAAGAGUAAUUACGAUUGGCUUUGGUCGUGCGGCCCCAUCGUUUUAAAUGAGCAAAUUUCCUCUUUUUGCAGUGUGCAAUCGAAAGCAAAGCAUUUAGAAACUAGAUGGUCUCGGAAUUUGAAGAGGUAUUAUAAGUUAUAGCUUGGAACUCCAAAGAGAAAAAGUAUGAAGUUCACAUUUAGGAGAUAUAAACUACUAUUACUACUUAUCUUAUUUCUGUAUGAAGUUAAAGGAUCUUCAGAGAGGGAGAAACUCGAAGAUAGCCUAUCUCGAACGUUUGAAUUUCAGAAUUCUCCUUCGGGCCAGGCUUGCGAAUAUCGUCGUCAGCAAGGAUUUUGCCAAAGAAGGUCGAACUGCAGGAAACCCACAAGAAGCACUUGCAGGUUCGGGCUGAAUCCUGUCGUCUGCUGCCUCGACGACCCCCUACUGCACACUACUACUACAACGUCCAAACCAAGAACCACGAAAGCAACAGCUGGAAGGCCUAUUGAUAUCAAAGCGAUUGACUUAACUUAUCCUGAUUGCGGAUUUAGAGCACCAAAAGUUGCAAGCAGUCCGGCCACUAGCAUUAACAGCCGAAACACCAAUAGAAGACGAGGAAAGCGAGCGUCCCUUAGCUUGAAAGAACUUUUUAACCCAUUAACAUCAAGAAAUGGAAUGCCCGUUGACCGUGUCAUUGUUGGUGGAGUUGAAGCAAAUGCGAACUCUUGGCCUUGGAUGGUAGCUAUCUUUAAGGAAGCUUUCUCCGGAGGCAGCAAACGAUUCCUAUGUGGGGCAUCUCUCAUCAGCAAGCGCUAUGUUCUCACGGCAGCCCACUGUUUCGAUGCAGAGCGAGGAAACAUAGUUCCUUCUAAAUUCUUUGUAGUCGUCGGAGCCCACACAACCAAGGAUGGCACAGAGUAUCCAGUAGAAGAUAUAACUAUACAUGCAAGUUAUAAGAUCAAGCAGUAUUAUAAUGAUAUCGCACUGCUAAAGGUAGGAAAGGAAGUGGUUCUCGGAAAGAAGGUGUAUCCUGUAUGCUUGCCAUCGGAAAAUUUGAGGAGUAAAAUUAAACCUGAAGAAAAUACUGUCACUGUUACUGGGUGGGGUGACACGUCUUUUGGUGGCGUGAGUAGCAUGGUACUACAAGAAGUGAAUGUACCCAUAGUUCCUCUGAUGCAGUGCAACGAAUCUUAUUCAAAGAUACCUAAAAACAGCUUCCCUAAUGGGAUCACUAACCUUUUCAUCUGCGCCGGUCUCCAGGAGGGUGGAAAAGAUGCAUGUCAGGGUGAUUCUGGUGGUCCCAUGACAACAAAAUUAAUAGAUGAAUCGUAUGUUCAACUGGGUGUUGUAUCUUUUGGACAUGGUUGUGCGCAAGCAGGAUUUCCAGGAGUAUACACACGUUUAUCCGAAUAUACCAAAUGGUUGUAUGAAAACACAGAUUUUGGGCAGAUAUAAAGUGAUAGGAUAUACAUCAUGUAUUUCGAAAAAUAUAAGUUGCACUUGUUACAGAAAAAAGGAUUUGUAAAUAAAAAGUCAUAUUUUUUAAAAUAUUUAGUACGAGUCUGUUAUUUCUCCUUUCAUUGUUGGCAGUCUUGAAACGG